Messenger RNA from Magnolia sinica, 2177 nucleotides. Its product is annotated as putative 3,4-dihydroxy-2-butanone kinase. Gene Ontology annotation, molecular function: glycerone kinase activity; ATP binding. The transcript is spliced from 20 exons. Bases 124 to 1908 code for a protein of 594 amino acids. Lineage: Eukaryota; Viridiplantae; Streptophyta; Magnoliopsida; Magnoliales; Magnoliaceae. Gene Ontology annotation, biological process: glycerol catabolic process. Gene Ontology annotation, cellular component: cytosol. The record is from RefSeq and is a predicted model, not a curated record.
GUAUAAAUCCACACUUCAAAACCCAUCAACGUCUCCCUCCAUCUCUCUGAUAGGGUUUUCUUUUCCUCUCUCUCUCUCUCUUCUUGAAUGCUCAGACGCUUCUCCUAAUCGAAGAAUCGCACCAUGUCUUUCCGCGGCAAGAAGCUCAUCAACGAUCCAAACGAUGUGGUGACGGAGUUCAUAGAGGGUGUUGUGGAGACAUUUCCGGGAUUGCAGUACUUGGAUGGAUUCCCUGAGGUUAAGGUUGUGCUUCGGGCUGAUGUUUCGGGUGGAACAUAUGACAAGGUUUCUGUUAUAUCAGGGGGUGGCAGUGGCCAUGAGCCUGCUCAUGCUGGAUUUGUGGGGGAAGGGAUGUUGACAGCAGCUAUUUGUGGCGAUGUUUUUGCAUCUCCGCCUGUUGAUUCUAUCUUAGCUGGUAUUCGAGCUGUUACUGGUCCCAUGGGAUGCCUUUUAGUGGUCAAGAAUUAUACCGGUGAUCGAUUAAAUUUUGGUUUAGCAGCUGAGCAAGCAAAAUCUGAAGGCUAUAAAAUAGAGACAGUUAUUGUUGGAGAUGACUGUGCUCUCCCACCACCUCGGGGAGUAGCUGGAAGAAGAGGUUUGGCAGGGACCAUUCUUGUCCAUAAGGUAGCAGGGGCAGCUGCUGCGGCUGGUCUUUCUCUUGCUGAUGUUACUGCAGAAGCAAAGUAUGCAUCUGAAAUGGUGGGAACGAUGGGUGUUGCCCUCUCUGUUUGUACACUUCCAGGCCGGGUCGCAUCGGAUCGUUUAGGCCCAGGAAAAAUGGAGCUAGGUCUUGGAAUCCAUGGGGAGCCUGGGGCUGCUGUUGCUGACAUUCAACCUGUGGAUGUAGUGGUAUCUCAUGUUCUAAAGCAGAUUUUAUCAACGGAAACUCAAUAUGUUCCAAUCACAAGGGGGAGUAGGGUCGUGCUCAUGAUCAAUGGAUUGGGUGCCACCCCCAUAAUGGAACUGAUGAUUGCAGCAGGAAAGGCAGUUCCUCAGUUGCAGCUGGAACAUGGACUGGCAGUUGACAGAGUGUAUACAGGAUCCUUUAUGACUUCUCUUGAUAUGGCAGGAUUCUCAAUUUCUGUUAUGAGGGCAGAUCAAGGGAUUUUGCAGCGGUUGGAUGCCCCAACUAAAGCUCCGUACUGGCCUGUGGGCGUUGAUGGAAAUCAUCCGCCCGCUAAGAUUCCUGUUCCAGUUCCACCAUCUCGUUCACCAAGGAGUGAGGAGGCACUAAGUCGACCUCAAGAGCUGAAUGAACAAGGUUACAUUCUUGAGGCUGCUAUUGAAGCGGCAACAAAUGCAAUUGUCAAUCUUAAAGAUAGUUUAAAUGAAUGGGAUAGCAAAGUAGGUGAUGGCGACUGCGGUUCGACAAUGUUUAGAGGUGCAACGGCUAUUCUUGAGGACAUGAGGAAACAUUAUCCUCUCAAUGAUGCUGCAGAAACGGUCAAUGAAAUUGGAGCUUCAAUCCGUAGGGUGAUGGGAGGCACAAGUGGGAUCAUAUAUGAUAUAUUCUGCAAGGCAUCAUAUGCAAAGCUGAAAGGAACAGACCCAUCAGCCAUUUCGCCCAAACAAUGGGCUGAUGCUUUUGAAGCAUCCAUAGCUGCAGUCAGCAAGUAUGGAGGUGCCAUCGCCGGUUACCGCACAUUGUUGGAUGCUCUUAUUCCAGCAUCGGCAGUUCUUCAAGAAAGGUUAGAUGCAGGGGAUGAUCCUGUGACUGCUUUUGUUGUUUCAUCAGAAGCGGCAUUGAGUGGUGCAGAGGCUACCAAACACAUGCAGCCACAGGCGGGCCGUUCAUCAUAUGUAACUGGAGAGAUCCUUGCAUCAGUCCCUGACCCAGGAGCCAUGGCUGCUGCAGCAUGGUAUAGAGCUGCAGCCCUUGCUGUUAAGAACAAAAGACAAGCUUUGUAAACUAACACAUCAUCAACAGCAGCUAGCUUUAGUGUUCGGCCCACUACAAUUCCAUACAUGACCCCAGUGAUUUUGAGAAUUUUUUUUUUCUUUUUCUUUUUUGGUUGUGACUGCGGAACUUGAUUGGUUUUCCGCCCAUGCUUUGCAUGAGCUGAGAAAGCGUUUCAUCUAGUUCAUUCCGACAUGUUAUAAAAUGAUGUAAAGAAGAAUGGUUGAGGAUCGGACUCUUUUCAUGAAUAAAGCUCUUAAAAUCUGAUCAUUACAAUGUA